Lineus longissimus is the source of this 2632-nucleotide messenger RNA. RefSeq names its product transforming growth factor beta regulator 1-like. NCBI's taxonomy places the organism in Eukaryota, Metazoa, Nemertea, Pilidiophora, Heteronemertea, Lineidae. Gene Ontology annotation, biological process: regulation of cell cycle; regulation of DNA-templated transcription. Gene Ontology annotation, cellular component: nucleus. The record is from RefSeq and is a predicted model, not a curated record. The coding region runs from base 105 to 1964 and encodes 619 amino acids. The transcript is spliced from 12 exons.
CAUUAUGGCCGCUUCCUGUUUCAAUUUUUCACAAAUUUCAUGAAAUAAAACGUCAUUUUCUCAAAAGUCUGCUUAUAUUUUAAAACAGAAACAUACUCAAGAGAAUGUCUAUUGAUAAUAGACAAAAGUCACAACAACAAAAGUCAUCUGUACCCCUUCUUUCUGAGCCGAGAGCCUCUUUACUGCUGCAACAACAAGCUCAAAAACAGCUCAGGGUUCAGCUAAUCGGGCAGCCCCAAGCUCGGUCUUCAAGUGGAGGCUCAAUAACUAUACCAGCUCGUGUUCUUGUACCUUCAACAGCUAGCAGCCCUGGCAGGCCAACCAGUCUCGCUAUAAACACUGUUGUGCCAGUUGCGUUUGGUGCGGCUGCUGCUGGUGUAAAGAAUAAGCCACAUCUACCGGGGAAACCAGUCGCUCAGAAACCUAAAGGUCAAGCGGCGCAAUCCACCACUAUGCCUCAUGCAGUGAAACCAUUAAAAGUCACUCCUAAAUUGAAGCCUCCACCUCCGUAUCCAACAGAUAUUGGUGCCCCUAACCCCCUCUAUGGACCACUUCUAGAGACAGCUGAAGCACUCUUGACCGAACAUGGAAAGCCAUUACAUUUGCAAGAAAUCAAGUGCAAGAUGCUUGAGAAGAAUCUGCUUGAUGUGAGCACAAUUGCGCUUCUUGAUGCGGCCAUAAUGCGUGAGGUUCAACUUGGGAGUCAUCGCUUUAAAAAGGUCGAUGGCCAACCUGGCGUUUAUGCUUUGACUACUGUUCCAAUACCAAUCGUCUCCAACAGUCGCCCCACUUCUGUGUCCAACUCGUUCUCGAAUCACGUGGGCACGUCUCAAGCUCAUGGCCAGAAGGCUGCAGACAGGGACUACAAGAAAUACAGAAAGCUGAAGAAGUUUAUAAAACAAACUGUUUUUUUGAAUGCUUCCCUCUGCGAUGAGGUGUCUCGUGUCGAGGAGAAACUUGCCCACUACAAAGAGGAGAGGCGAUUUUUAUUGCGGCGUGUCCUGCAGCAUGAAAUGCUACAGUCUGCGCGUCGGCCUCAAGCUUCCCCAGCCACAUCUCAAACUGCCAUGCUAAAAAAGCUGGUAUCAUCUCUACAACCCGCAGUAACUGCAUCACAACCUGUUGAACCUCCACCUCCUAUCAAAGCCGCACCAAACUUGGUCAAAAAAGAAAAGCCAAAAAAACGACCAGCGACGAAUCCAACGGCGAAUGUGCAGAAACCAAAGACAACCAAGGAGUUACUUGAUCAGCUAAAAGCGGCGAAGCCUAAGAAAUCCUCCAAGGCAGCUAAACGAACAGUCCAUCUGAUUCCUCUAGAUCACACCGGGCGGCCGAUCUUUCCCAUCUUACUAGGUGGACUGACCAUCCAUAGCCUAGGAGAGAUCAUAUCCGACCGGCCGUCCUUCCACUCGGCCGAGACCAUCUUCCCCGUUGGGUUCUGCAGUACACGGAUAUAUGCCAGCAUCAAGAAUCCCGACCAUAAAUGUUUGUAUACGUGUAAAAUCUUAGACGGCGGUAAUGGCCCUGUGUUUGAGAUGUCCCCUGAAGACGACCCAGCACAUGUUCUGACAGGAAACUCGGCGUCCGAGUGCCAUAGCAAGUUAUUACAGCUGGUAAAUAAAGCAAGAGGUGCUGAUGUCAUCGACGUCCGAGGGAAAGGUGUUGAUUUCUUCGGCCUGUCACACCCUACUGUACAGAACCUGAUCCAGAGUUCACCCGGAGCGAGGAAAUGCUCGUCUUAUCGAUGGGUGAAGUAUGAGGUCAUAAAGUCAGAGGGAAACUCUGAGAACCAGUACCAACCCAUGGAUAGUGACGUUACUAUUAACUUUGAUGCUCUGCACAUGAAUCCAGCUUUUAAAGCUGCCGGUGUGUGUCAGAAAUCAGGAAGCAUGACGCCAUCUGUCUCAAACACAAGUCUCCGAUCUCUUCUCACAAGUGGACCAAUGAAAACAGAGCCCAGCUGACAUACGGACAACUCGAUAGACUCGAUGGAGAGUUUGGAAGACAGUGAAUAAUGUCUGCUGGCUGCUCUGGUUUGCCUUGAUGGUGAAACAUUCAGCAAAUGUAACAUUGCGUGAAACUGUGUCAGCCAUUCUCCAAGAAGCUUGAGGGAUAUUCUCUCUGCUAACACAGACAUCCACUACCAUGUGGUCACAGGCAUGUGAAGAUCAACAUGACAAAUAUCAUAGCAAUGCAAACAAGACUAUAGGAACGAGCCUGCAUGCCUGUGCUCACAUGGAACGUUCCUUGAAAUAGGCCAAGUUGGUAUGACCGUACUUCGGCAUUUUAUUUUUGUAAGUUUCUCUGUGUACCUGAUUAUGUGUACAUGUUGACAUUUGGGCAAUUUAUUAAUGAAUUUGUUGAUUAACAAACCUGCUUAUGGCGUGUAUGGUGUACAUGUAUUAGCGAACUAUACAUGUAGCGUCUCAAAGCUGAAAAGUAGUCUAUAUACUACGACUACCUCCAAUAGGUCUGGUUCACAUCGAACCAUUUCUAAACUUUUAAUAAAAAACUGUGCUCUCUCACAAUAAUGAUGUUGUAAUCUUAUUGUUGAAUUUGGUACAUAGCCACACCUCCGACAUGUGAUGGUGAGGACAGACCCAGCCUGGUCACUGCUUGGACCUCUAGUAUG